AUGUCUCUGAAGACCCCUGACUACCAGCUAAGCAUAGAACAAAGGGAGUCUGUGUAUGAGCCGGCAGAAGAUACGUUUUUGCUGCUAGAUGCGUUGGAAAAAGAUAUAAAGAAAAUUCGUGAACUCAAGGCGACGCUUGUUGUUGAGGUCGGUUGCGGUUCCGGUGUCGUCUCAACUUUUGUAGCUCAGAAUCUGGGAAGAAGAGCGCAUUAUCUGGCAACUGACUUGAAUCGAACGGCCGCCCAAUGUGCUCGACAGACAGCCCGCUUGAACAAAGUUGAAUUGGACACGGUGUGGACGGAUCUGGUCUCAGGGUUGCGGCUAUUUAAUCUGGUCGAUGUGCUGCUUUUCAACCCGCCCUACGUGCCGACAGAAGAGGAAGCUAGCACCGAUAUCGAACGUACAUGGGCUGGAGGACCAAGCGGCCGCGGAACCUUAGACCGAUUACUCCCACAUGUACCUAGAUUGUUGUCAUCGCGAGGUGUUUUCUACCUAGUGGCCCUACAUCAAAACGACAUUCCCGCCUUGUUGGCCCACAACGAAAAAGAGCUGAAAGGAGAAGUGGUCAUGCAACGACGUUGUGGCAUCGAACAUCUCUACAUCCUAAAGUUUACGAAGAGC
Molecule: messenger RNA, 621 nt
Organism: Mesorhabditis spiculigera
Lineage: Eukaryota; Metazoa; Nematoda; Chromadorea; Rhabditida; Rhabditidae
Source: the annotation of a GenBank genome assembly